Topomyia yanbarensis is the source of this 523-nucleotide messenger RNA. RefSeq lists its product as uncharacterized. The transcript is spliced from 3 exons. The record is from RefSeq and is a predicted model, not a curated record. The coding region runs from base 68 to 415 and encodes 115 amino acids. NCBI's taxonomy places the organism in Eukaryota, Metazoa, Arthropoda, Insecta, Diptera, Culicidae.
GAACUUGGCUCAGUUGAAAUAUCGCUUUUGUCCGUUAAACAUUGUGGUGAUUAUUUUUAAAACAAAAAUGAAAUUUUGCGUCCUGAUUUUAUUUGCUCUAGCGGCGGUUGCGUUGAGUGCUCCCCGUGAUUCUCCACAGAUUUUGAGAUCUCCCCGUAGAGCCGACAGCGACAGCACAAACAGUGGCGGCCCGGUGAACUUCGGUUUCCCUGUGUACAAUGUUGGUUCGUGGCCCGGAUUCGGUGGGAGUGGCCUACCGGUGUCACAGGGUAUUGGUGGUUUUGGCGGUGGCAAUCUGCACGGUCGAUUCAACUUUGACGAUAUGCCAAAUGUUGAAGGAGUCAGCAGCGGCGUGACCUGUACGUAUUCCAAGGACGGGAAGCAGAAGUGUACUCACCAUCACCAGAAGCAUUGAGGAACGUUAUUCUUUUUGUACAUUUCAAGAAAUAUUUCUAAUUUGUUGUACAUUGUGCAAAUAUUGAAUUGAAAGGCUAAUAUCAAUAUAAGACAUCCCACAAAUAGA